Pestalotiopsis fici W106-1 is the source of this 870-nucleotide messenger RNA. RefSeq lists its product as uncharacterized. Bases 1 to 870 code for a protein of 289 amino acids. NCBI's taxonomy places the organism in Eukaryota, Fungi, Ascomycota, Sordariomycetes, Amphisphaeriales, Sporocadaceae. The transcript has 2 exons. The record is from RefSeq and is a predicted model, not a curated record.
AUGGAUCCAUUAAGUGUGACAGCUAGUGUCAUUGCAGUCGCUACGUUGGCUGCGCAAAGCGUUCAGGCUGCUUACCAGGUUAUUGACGGUCUUGCCCAGGUCCCGCAAGCUAUUGCCAACUCCAAGAUUAUCCUCUUAGAGACUCAAAGCACUUUGGAUGCGCUCAAUGGAACAUUAAACGAGAAUCUCGAUAAGCAGGCCCAGUUCGAACCCCUCCUGCAGAUGCUUGCGCUGGACAGAGCUUUGGGGUCUACUCAGGACUUGUGCACUAAAUUCGGCAGUACAAUCGCCAAAUACACAAGACAUUCGACGGAACUGAGGUUUAGCAACCGCGACAGAAUCCUACUCAACCUACAUGAGUCCCAUAUUACCAAUUUCAAUCAGCAACUCAACGAUUGCCGCAACACGCUGUCUUUAAUGAUUGGCACAAUCACCUUGAUCAUCUCUGCUAGUACUUCGGUUGAUGUUCGAGAGAUAAGCGUACGAUUCGAAGCCCAGGAGCAAGCUCUUUCAACCCUGAUUACACAUCUCUUAAGCGUGCCUGCCACUUCGGCGACGUCAGAACCACCGGCCCCAGACAGUGAGAUGGUUCCACGCACCCAAGAUGAGGGGCAGACACGGAUUCAACGGACGGCCAUUCUUCGAGACACCUGCGAGGUUGCCCUGCAAGCCACUCGAGCCAAGCGAAGCGGCCAGACUUUCGGCGAUAUGCAUUUAGACCAGUCCAUGGCAAUGCAAGGGAUAGUUGGUCAAGCUCAGGAGGGCGUGGAUCAGUCGUUUGGAAAGCUAACCGCUCAGAACAAAAGCAGGGCAUUCCAAGGUCAGAUGAAUGCGACCUCUUUUGCUCAGAUGUUUAAUGCCAAGGAAUAA